UGCCAGGCUUGUUGGGCUGGUUUGGAGCUGGAAAAAUCCCGAGAGCUCCGCGGUUUGUUUGCAAGGGGCGUUUUCCAGUUGGGCUGGGCCCUUUGCCAGCAGAAAACUCCUUCCUAGCCUGGAAAACACGGAUGAAAUAGGAAAAACUCGGGAACGGCCCAGGCGGAGCAUCCGGCCCCCCCUCGCCAUGGCUUCGUCUGAGCUGCCCCCCCAUCCUGCAGUAGGAGCUGCGGUGCCCCCCGAGCCGCCCAGCCCGGUGCCCGCGGUGGGGGAGGACGUGGGUGAAGCCUUUGACUUCGAGGACAGCGAGGAGGAGGGGGAGGAAGAGGAGGAGGAGGAGGAUUCCGCGGCUGAUCCCAGGGGGGACGUUGUUCUCCGGGCCCCCCCACGCCGCCGGCGUGGGACCAGCUCUGAGGGUGAGGGGCUGGUGCCAGAGACCCAGGAGGGGGCCCCGGUGAGGAUGAGCAAUGGGGAGGCUGGGGGAGACCCCCCCAUCCGCACCCGGACCUGGAAGAGGGAGAGCAUCUGCCGAGGUGAGCGGUUUUCCUUCCCGGAGGUGGAGGACGACGUGAUCUACGACGACGUUCCCUGCGAAAGCCUGGAUGCCGAGCAGGAUGGAGCGGCAAGGGAGAGGAGCCUGAUCUAUGAGGAGGUGCAGCGAGGAGAGGGGUCCCGGAUCAGCGAGGAUUUGGGCUGGAGCUCCAGCGAGUUCGAGAGUUACAGCGAGGACUCUGCAGAGGAAAGCAAAGCCGAGCCCACCAAACACCGAGCGUCCUUCCAGCCCAAGCUUUCUCCAGACCUGAAUAGACUAAAGGAGAGAUACGCCAGGACUAAGAGGGACAUCCUGGCUUUAAGAGUUGGGGGGAAGGACAUGCAGGAGCUGAAGCAGAAGUACGAUUGGAAGAUGACCCAGCUGAUGAAAGCGGCCAAAAGUGGCACCAAGGAUGGUCUGGAGAAGACCAAGAUCGCGGUGAUGAGGAAGGUGACGUUCCUGCACCGGAAAGAAACACCAGGGGAUGGGGAGCGGAGGAGGAGGGCGGAGGAGGCGGGAAAGCCGCCGCCUUCCCGCCGGAGCUCGAGGGUGUCCCUGGAGCAGCACGGGGGAGGGGACUCGGAGGAGGAGGACACGGGGUUCCUGGAGGUCACGGUGUCGGACAUGAAGCACCCACCGCCGGAGCUGGGCCCCAUGCCCGAGGGGCUGAGCCCUCAGCAGGUGGUGCGGCGGCACAUUCUGGGCUCCAUCGUGCAGAGCGAGCGGAGCUACGUGGAGUCCCUGAAGCGCAUCCUGCAGGAUUACAGGAACCCGCUGCUGGAGAUGGAGCCCAAGGUGCUGAGCGCCAGGAAGUGCCAGGUGGUGUUUUUCCGGCUGAAGGAGAUCCUGCAGUGCCACUCCAUGUUCCAGAUCGCCCUCGCCUCCCGCGUGGCCGAGUGGGACUCGGCCGAGAAGAUCGGGGACCUCUUCGUGGCCUCGUUCUCCAAGUCCAUGGUGCUGGAUGUCUACAGCGACUACGUCAACAACUUCACCACGGCCAUGUCCCUCAUCAAGAAGGCCUGUCUCACCAAACCUGCCUUCCUCGACUUCCUCAAGAAGAGGCAGAUGGCCAGUGCUGACCGGGUCACGCUCUACGGGCUGAUGGUGAAACCCAUCCAGAGGUUCCCUCAGUUCAUCCUUCUCCUGCAGGACAUGCUGAAGAACACCCCCAAGGGCCACGCAGACCGCCUGUCCCUGCAGCUGGCCCUCACCGAGCUGGAGACGCUGGCGGAGAAGCUCAACGAGCAGAAGCGCUUGGCCGACCAGGUGGCCGAAAUCCAACAGCUCAGCAAGAGCAUCAGUGACAGGAGCAGCCUCAACAAGCUGCUGAGCUCGGGGCAGAGGCAGCUCCUGCUCUGCGAGACGCUGACGGAGACGGUGUACGGGGACCGGGGGCAGCUCAUCAAGUCCAAGGAGAGGAAGGUUUUCCUGCUCAACGACAUGUUGGUCUGUGCCAACAUCAACUUCAAGCCGGUGAACGCAGGAGGCCAACUGGAAAUCAGCAGCCUGGUGCCCCUGGGGCCCAAAUACGUGUUGAAGUGGAGCACGGCCCUCCCGCAGGUGCAGGUGGUGGAGGUGGGGCAGGAGAGCGGCGCCUACGACAAGGACAACGUCGUCAUCCACAACGCCGGGGCCAAGAGACACGCGCCUGCCGGGCAGGCCUCGCACAAUAAAGUUUACCUGGGGCCACCACGGCUCUUCCAGGAGCUGCAGGACCUGCAGAAGGACCUGGCGGUGGUGGAGCAGAUCACCCUUCUCAUCAGCACCUUGCACGGCACCUACCAGAACCUGAACAUGACAGUGGCCCAGGACUGGUGCCUGGCCCUGCAGAGGAUGAUGAAGGUGAAGGAGGAGGAGAUCCACUCUGCCAACAAGUGCCGCCUCCGGCUCCUGCUCCCUGGGAAGCCGGACAAGUCCGGCCGCCCCAUCAGCGUCAUGGUCGUGUUCAUCACCCCCAGCCCACUGAGCAAGAUCUCCUGGGUGAACCGCCUGCACCUGGCCAAGAUAGGCCUGAGGGAGGAGAACCAGCCGGGCUGGCUCUGUCCCGACGAAGACAAGAAGAGCAAAGCCCCUUUCUGGUGCCCCAUCCUCUCGUGCCACAUGCCAGCCUUCUCCUCCAAAGCUCUUGAUCUGCAGCUCGGAGCUGCAGUUCACAACCCCGUGCAGUCCUCCCUGCUGGGCUUCUCCGCCGUCAGCACGUCGCUGCCGCAGGGCUACCUCUGGGUGGGGGGCGGCCAGGAGGGCGCGAUGGGGCAGGUGGAGAUCUUCUCCCUGAACCGCGCCGUGCCGCGCACCGUCAAGUCCUUCCCGGUGGCCUCGCCGGUGCUGUGCAUGGAAUACAUCCCGGAGCCGGAGGAAGGCGAUCCCCCGGGCUGCCAGGAGCCCCGAGGGGGCGAGCAGCCCCCCUCAGCCCCUCACCCCACCGUGUGCCUGGGGCUGCAGGAUGGCAGCAUCCUGGUCUAUGGGAGCGUGGACACGGGAACGCCGUGCCUGCUGAGCUGCAAAAGCCCAGGCAUGCAGCCCAUCCUGUGCCUGAGGCACAGCCCCGAGUUCCUGUUUGCCGGCCUGCAGGACGGCACCGUGGCCGCCUAUCCCCGGAGCAACGGGGGGCUGUGGGAGCCGGCAGUGCCGCCCACCCGCCUGGCCGUGGGCAGCGGCCCCGUGCGAGCCCUGCUCACCCUGGAGGACACCCUGUGGGCCAGCUGUGCCAACCAGGUCACCGUGCUCGAGGCCACCACCCUCCGUGCCCAGCAAACGUUCGAGGCGCACCCCGAGGCCGAGGCCAGCGUGACCCACAUGGUGAAGGCGGGCAGUGGGGUCUGGAUGGCCUUUUCCUCGGGCUCCUCCAUCCGCCUCUUCCACACCGAGACCCUGGAGCACCUGCAGGAGAUCAACAUCGCCACCAGGACCACCUUUGUGCUGCCAGGUCAGAAGCACGUGCGUGUCACCAGCCUGCUCAUCUGCCAGGGCUCGCUCUGGGUGGGCACCGACCAGGGCAUCAUCGUGUUGCUGCCCGUGCCCCGCCUGGAGGGGAUCCCCAAAAUCACCGGGAAGGGCAUGGUGUCCCUCAACGGCCACGCGGGCCCCGUGGAGUUCCUGGCCGUGGCUCUGAGCACUUUGGCCCCCGACGUCCUCAAGGGCGACCGGGAGGAGGAGGAGGAGGCGGGGGAGGAGGAGAAAGCCCCGGAGCUGGACGGGCCCCCCCCUCGGGAGCUGAGGAAGAAAGGGAUUCUGCUGCAGUACCGCCUGCGCUCCACCUCCCACCUGCCGGGCCAGCUGCUGUCCGUGCGGGACGCGCCGCCCGGAGCGCCCGCGCACACCGAGGAGGACGGCUCCAUCUACGAGAUGGCCGACGAUCCCGACGUGUGGGUGAGGAGCCGGCCCUGCGCCCGGGACACGCCCAGGAAGGAGAUCUCCUCGGUGGCCAUCGUGUCCGGGGGCCGCGGCUACCGCAACUUCGGCGGGGACGGCCCGCGCCGGGGGGACAGCGACAGCGCCCUGCUCAUCUGGCAGGUCCCGCUGAUGCUCUAGCGGUCC
Empidonax traillii (willow flycatcher) is the source of this 4069-nucleotide messenger RNA. RefSeq names its product Rho guanine nucleotide exchange factor 10 like (gene ARHGEF10L). The record is from RefSeq and is a predicted model, not a curated record. Gene Ontology annotation, biological process: positive regulation of stress fiber assembly; actin cytoskeleton organization; SREBP signaling pathway. The coding region runs from base 188 to 4063 and encodes 1291 amino acids. The transcript has 30 exons. Gene Ontology annotation, cellular component: cytosol. Gene Ontology annotation, molecular function: protein binding; guanyl-nucleotide exchange factor activity. Lineage: Eukaryota; Metazoa; Chordata; Aves; Passeriformes; Tyrannidae.